This is a messenger RNA of Eucalyptus grandis, 1767 nucleotides long. RefSeq names its product cysteine-rich receptor-like protein kinase 25. Gene Ontology annotation, biological process: protein phosphorylation. The transcript has 7 exons. Lineage: Eukaryota; Viridiplantae; Streptophyta; Magnoliopsida; Myrtales; Myrtaceae. The record is from RefSeq and is a predicted model, not a curated record. Gene Ontology annotation, molecular function: protein kinase activity; ATP binding. Bases 1 to 1767 code for a protein of 588 amino acids.
AUGACAAAGCUUUUUGCAAUCCUCGUUUUCAUGCUUAGCUUUCUCAUCCUCAAAACCGAAUCAAAAGUUUCAAUCAGUGAGCAUGACUGCUCAAAUUCGAGCAUUUUCGCUCCAAAAAGCACCUAUCAGGCCAACCUCGACCGUCUCCUUGACUCCAUCUCCUCUCACGCCGACUCGAGAAGUGGAUACUUCAACACGAGUGAAGGGAAGCCAAGCGAUGAUGGCACUGUGUAUGGCAGAUUCCUAUGCAAGGGAGAUGUCACCAAGGAAGUGUGCCUGGAAUGUGUCAAAGCUGCUAGUGUCAGUAUCAAAGAGAAAUGUCCUAUGGUCAAAGCGGCCAUCCUCUGGUACGACGAGUGCAUGUUGCAGUAUUCGGACCAUAACUCCCUUUCAGCCAUGGACGAAGAGCAUCUUCUGAUCGGGUAUAAUCUGGAGAAUGUGAAAGAAAAGCCUGCUGAGUUCAUGAAUCAAUUGAACAAAACAAUGAAACAGUUGAUAACUCGGGCUGCUCAACGACCCGAUGAGAAGUAUGCCUUCAGUGAAUCAAGGAGCACUCCUCUAUACACAUUUGUCCAGUGCAGGCCUGAUCUCUCAGCGGCUCAAUGUGAAGAUUGCCUGCAGAAUGUGAUUUCGAUUCUCCUGACAAAUCAAACGGAGAAAAUCGGGGGCAGAAUCUUGCUUCCGAGUUGCUUCGCCAGGUUCGAGAAAUACCCGUUUCAAGCUUCGGCGAUCGUGCUACUUUGCGCCGUGCUCUGUUUUGCCCUCAAAAGAGAAACGAGGAAGAGAAACAAUGUCGAAGAAGAUCCAAUCGAGUUGAUGGCUCAUGGUUACUCAGCUGGAAGCGAAAUUUCCGAACUCCAUUCCCUGCAAUUUGAUGUGAGUGCAAUUGAAGCUGCAACAGGUUACUUCUCAGAUCAAAACAAAUUAGGGAAGGGCACACUCCCUUGUGGGAGGAAUAUUGCAGCUAAAAGGUUGUCUCAAAGCUCGAAACAAGGCACGCAGGAAUUCAAAAACGAAGUUGAAUUGGUAGCCAAGCUUCAGCAUAGAAACCUAGUGAGGCUAUUAGGAUUUGCCAUGGAAAGAGAAGAAACGAUACUGGUCUAUGAGCAUGUGCCCAACGGAAGCCUUGACCAGUUGCUCUUCGACCCUCAGCAAAGCAUACAAUUGAAUUGGUCGGCGCGCCACAAGAUCAUGGUUGGGGUGGCACACGGUCUUCUUUACCUUCAUGGAGAUUCUCGGCUCCAAAUUAUCCAUCGCGACCUCAAAGCUAGCAACAUUUUGCUCGAUGACAAUAUGAACCCUAAAAUCUCGGAUUUUGGUAUGGCUAAGAUUUUUGGUGCUGAGCAGACUCAAGGAAGAACAAACAGAAUUGUCGGAACUUAUGGCUAUAUGUCUCCUGAAUAUGCCAUGUACGGGCAAUUUUCAGUAAAAUCCGACGUGUUCAGUUUCGGUGUACUAAUGCUCGAGAUCAUAACUGGCAAGAAGAAUAAGUAUUCUUACAUAUCAGAUGAUGAUGCAGGCCUUCUUGACUAUAACGACAAAGAAGCACGACCUGCCAUGGAUACAAUUGUUCUUAUGCUUAGUAGUGCUGAUUCUGUUUGCCUCCCCGUGCCUGAACAACCAGCAUUCUUUGUUCCAAGUGUGAAGAACAAACAACAAUCUCAAGAUCCAAACUCGAAUGGAUCCAGCAAGAAGCUCAACAGCAGCAAGAUAGUGCCACAAUGUUCAGAGACCAGCAGUUGUCUUACUGAUGUGGCUCCUCGAUAA